Arvicola amphibius (Eurasian water vole) is the source of this 2664-nucleotide messenger RNA. RefSeq names its product regulatory factor X3 (gene Rfx3). The transcript has 18 exons. Gene Ontology annotation, biological process: regulation of transcription by RNA polymerase II. The coding region runs from base 267 to 2516 and encodes 749 amino acids. The record is from RefSeq and is a predicted model, not a curated record. Gene Ontology annotation, cellular component: nucleus. Gene Ontology annotation, molecular function: RNA polymerase II cis-regulatory region sequence-specific DNA binding; DNA-binding transcription factor activity, RNA polymerase II-specific. NCBI's taxonomy places the organism in Eukaryota, Metazoa, Chordata, Mammalia, Rodentia, Cricetidae.
CUCCCUCUCUCUCUCUUUUGUGAGUUAUAGCAACCGUUGCCUUGUGAAUCAAGCGCCAUAGUCACCGUAGUCCUGGCGACUGUUACCCAUCAACAACAACUACUCCUCUCCUCCUCCUCCUCCUCUUCCUCCUCCUCCUCCUCCCCACCACCACCACCUCCAUCACCCACCAACAACACCACAAUAAUCCACAGCCAAGAGAUUUUUAUCAGAGGAAUGUAGACUGGAAUCUGCAAUGGUUCUCAAAAUCCCAAAGUGAGACCAUCAUGCAGACUUCAGAGACGGGUUCAGACACAGGUUCGACAGUGACUCUACAGACAUCUGUGGCUAGCCAAGCAGCGGUGCCUACCCAGGUGGUACAGCAAGUGCCCGUCCAGCAGCAGGUGCAGCAGGUACAGACAGUUCAGCAGGUCCAACAUGUCUACCCAGCUCAGGUGCAGUAUGUGGAAGGAAGUGACACAGUCUAUACCAAUGGAGCAAUCCGAACAACAACUUACCCCUAUACAGAGACACAGAUGUACAGCCAAAACACUGGAGGAAAUUACUUUGAUACUCAAGGAAGUUCAGCACAGGUGACAACCGUGGUAUCCUCCCACAGUAUGGUGGGUACUGGUGGUAUUCAGAUGGGCGUCACGGGAGGACAGCUCAUCAGCAGCUCUGGAGGAACCUAUCUGAUUGGCAAUUCAAUGGAGAAUUCUGGUCACUCAGUGACACACACAACUCGGGCCUCCCCAGCGACAAUUGAAAUGGCGAUUGAGACGCUGCAAAAGUCUGACGGUCUGUCCACUCACAGGAGCUCUCUUCUCAACAGCCAUCUCCAGUGGCUGUUGGACAAUUAUGAGACAGCAGAAGGAGUGAGCCUUCCAAGGAGCACUCUGUACAACCACUACCUUCGACACUGUCAGGAGCACAAACUGGACCCAGUCAACGCUGCCUCGUUUGGAAAACUCAUAAGGUCCAUUUUUAUGGGUCUACGAACUAGGAGAUUAGGAACUAGAGGAAACUCCAAGUACCAUUACUAUGGGAUUCGUGUGAAGCCAGAUUCUCCUCUUAAUCGUCUACAAGAAGAUAUGCAGUAUAUGGCUAUGAGACAACAACCCAUGCAACAGAAGCAAAGGUACAAGCCUAUGCAGAAAGUGGAUGGGGUUGCAGAUGGUUUCACAGGAAGUGGCCAACAGACAGGCACAUCUGUUGAGCAAACUGUAAUUGCCCAAAGUCAACAUCAUCAACAGUUUUUAGAUGCAUCUCGAGCACUUCCAGAGUUUGGAGAAGUUGAAAUCUCUUCUCUGCCAGAUGGAACUACCUUCGAAGAUGUCAAGUCACUGCAGAGUCUUUAUCGAGAGCACUGUGAGGCAAUAUUGGACGUUGUUGUGAAUCUUCAGUUUAGCCUGAUAGAAAAAUUAUGGCAAACAUUCUGGCGCUACUCUCCCUCUACUCCAACUGACGGCACUACCAUUACUGAAUCAAGCAAUCUGAGUGAAAUAGAAAGUCGACUUCCGAAAGCAAAGCUGAUAACUCUGUGCAAACAUGAGUCUAUCCUGAAAUGGAUGUGUAACUGUGACCAUGGGAUGUACCAGGCUUUGGUGGAGAUUCUCAUCCCCGACGUCCUUAGACCCAUUCCUAGUGCCUUGACCCAAGCCAUUCGAAAUUUUGCAAAAAGCCUUGAAGGUUGGCUUUCAAAUGCCAUGAACAAUAUUCCACAGAGAAUGAUACAAACCAAGGUUGCCGCUGUAAGUGCCUUUGCCCAGACUCUGCGAAGAUACACAUCGCUCAAUCACCUGGCCCAGGCAGCUCGUGCCGUCCUUCAGAACACUUCCCAGAUCAACCAGAUGCUCAGCGACCUCAAUCGCGUUGACUUUGCCAAUGUCCAGGAGCAGGCUUCCUGGGUAUGCCAGUGUGACGACAACAUGGUUCAGAGGCUGGAGACAGACUUCAAGAUGACGCUUCAGCAGCAGAGCACACUGGAGCAGUGGGCGGCGUGGCUGGAUAAUGUGAUGAUGCAGGCGCUGAAGCCCUACGAAGGGAGACCCAGCUUCCCAAAAGCCGCCAGGCAGUUCCUGCUCAAAUGGUCUUUCUACAGCUCAAUGGUAAUUCGGGACUUAACCUUACGCAGUGCUGCUAGCUUUGGCUCCUUUCACCUGAUCCGGCUACUCUAUGAUGAGUACAUGUUCUACUUGGUAGAGCAUCGUGUGGCUCAAGCGACAGGAGAGACACCAAUAGCAGUGAUGGGCGAGUUUGGUGAUUUAAAUGCUGUGUCUCCUGGAAAUCUGGAUAAAGAUGAAGGCAGUGAAGUAGAAAGUGAGAUGGAUGAAGACCUGGAUGAUUCCUCAGAGCCUCAGGCCAAAAGAGAGAAAACAGAGCUGAGCCAGGCAUUCCCAGUGGGCUGCAUGCAGCCAGUCCUGGAGAGUGGUGUGCAGCCCAGCCUCCUGAGCCCCGUGCACAGCGAACACAUCGUCACAAGCACGCAGACGAUCCGGCAGUGCAGCGCCACGGGCAACACCUACACGGCAGUCUAACAGCACGAAACAAUGUCUCCAGCUUACUUUACCCCACUAUCCUGGGCUUAAGCUGAAAUUUUAACAAGCCUAAAGGUUGACUGUUGUCAAAAGUCUGUCUGUGCUGAACAUUACCUUUUUGGAGUUGUGAAAUGGAAUGGGUGUAUGU